UUAACAAAUAGAAUAAAUUUUAUUGUCCAUCAUAAUGAUAGCAAGUGACCGUAGCGUCGUAUGUACGUGUAAAUUUUUUAUCUCGCCCUUAAAAAUGUUAAUAUUUUAAAAUUAGUUUUUUGAAACUGCUAAUUUAUGAAAGUGAUCGAAAGUUGACUCUAUGAAGGAUUUCGGCUCAAAAUUGGUGCUCAGAAAUACAUCCGAAAACGUAAUGAUAAAGCUCGUCAGGACCAAAGCCUGCUACCCCCACUGAGUGCCGCCGCCCCAUCCCCGUCGCACCAAAUAACUGCCUUUUUUCCUAUAAGCGCCGAGCCAAAUACCAGUCGUCUCGUACAUAGAAUGGUAGAAGGUGAACCACCUUUAAAACACACGGAAAAUUGUGAUGUAAAAGACGAACGUGUCUUAAACGGCUGCGGAUCCAAAGAUCUUGAGCUCAAAGACGUACCACCACCAUACCAUAAAAACAGCUUGCCAAAGAACUUGGCCGAUGUAGAAAAAGGAAGCAUCGAAAAAGGAAGCAGUGACAAGGCUGACUUCGAAAGAGCCAUCGAGUUAACUAAAUAUGGCAAAUUCCACUACUUACUGCUAGCGAUAUGCGGUUUCGUGAGCACUUCGGAGGAGAUGGACGUCAUCUCGAUGUCCUUCAUCCUACCGGCAGCUCAGUGCGAUCUCAAUCUGAACACGCAAACCAAGGGAUGGCUCAACUCCAUCAUCUUCAUCGGGAUGAUGGCUGGGGCCUACAGCUGGGGUUCAGUAGCGGACGCGAUUGGGCGUAAAAAGGUGCUCAUUGUAAGUUCCUUCAUGAACGCCGUAUGCAUAGUGGCUUCCAGCUUUAGCCAGUCAUACGAAUGGUUCAUGUUAUUCAGAUUUUUAAACGGGGCGGCACUCGGGGGUAGCGGGCCAGUAAUCUGGCCCUAUUUUGCGGAAUUCCAGCCCAAAGCCAAAAGAGGUUCCAUGCUUUCGUUCAUGGCUGCUUUCUGGACUUUGGGCAACCUGUUCGUGGCAGGUCUUGCAUGGUUAAUCAUACCAGCUGAAAUUGAUCUGACGACUCAACACUUUGUUUACAACUCAUGGAGAAUCUUCUUACUUGUUAUGGCGUUACCAUCUUUCAUCGUCGCCAUUUUGCUUUGCUUUUUGCCAGAAAGUCCGAAAUACUUGUUAACUAGAGGCAAAAGCGAAGAAGCCAUUGCAAUUUUCAAGCAUAUUUAUCAUAUUAACACCGGUAAUCCAGCUGAAGAAUAUCCGGUAAAACAUCUGAUCUUAGAAGAAGAAUAUCAAAAGGCUAUUGAAGAAGAUGCUCUACAAAAAGCCAAAAAGGGAAAAUACCUCAGUAUGUUAACCGACAUUAUCGAUAACAGCAGACAACUUUUUGUAUCGCCAAUUCUGAAAUUCACCUUAAUUUCCAUCACCAUCAAUUUUACUUUCCACAUCGGUUAUUACGGACUCAUGAUGUGGUUCCCAGAAAUGUUCAACAGAUUUGACGCGUAUGGAAGAUAUACUAACGAAACAGCGUCGGUGUGCCAAGUCGUCGAAUACAUCACAUCUGCCGGACUUCAAGACCAUGGCAGCCCGGUAUGCGACAGAAAAAUCAGUCAAGAAGUGUUUAUGGAAUCGUUGAUUACGGUGGCUUCGGCCCUGCCAAGCAAUAUCAUAGCAGUACUUGGUAUGGACAGAUUAGGCAGAAAAUUUUUUUUGGUGUUCAGUACCCUUUCGUCUGGAGCAUGCGCAGCAUCUAUGUACUUUGUGCGCAAUAAAACUCAAAACUUGGCAGUAUCGGCGACGUUUAGUAGCGUUAUAUCAUGUGGUAAUGCGGCUCUCGAUUGUCUGAUCACAGAAAUUUUCCCAACCAAUCUCAGGGCAACAGGUAUUGCUAUAUCUAUGGUAGCAGCUCGUCUCGGUGGUAUCAUUGGUAACAUCGUGAUAGCAACGCUGCUAGAUAUGUAUUGUCCGGCUCCUACAUUUAUAGUGGCGGGACUUCUGAUCGGAGGUGGUCUCCUAUGUUUAUUCCUACCGAACACAACACGCGAACCUUUGGCUUAAUACCAUAUUUUAGCUUCAAUGUGUUACAUUUGUUAAGCCAAGAAAAUUGUUUUGUGUGUUUCAUUUUAUUAAAUAUACUGUCAAUUAUUAAAUCUUGA
Molecule: messenger RNA, 2138 nt
Organism: Cylas formicarius (sweet potato weevil)
Lineage: Eukaryota; Metazoa; Arthropoda; Insecta; Coleoptera; Brentidae
Product: synaptic vesicle glycoprotein 2B-like
Exons: 8
Coding region: 340-2040 (566 amino acids)
Biological process (GO): transmembrane transport
Cellular component (GO): membrane
Molecular function (GO): transmembrane transporter activity
Source: RefSeq, a predicted model, not a curated record